Anguilla rostrata (American eel) is the source of this 933-nucleotide messenger RNA. Its product is annotated as troponin I, fast skeletal muscle-like. NCBI's taxonomy places the organism in Eukaryota, Metazoa, Chordata, Actinopteri, Anguilliformes, Anguillidae. The record is from RefSeq and is a predicted model, not a curated record. The coding region runs from base 98 to 625 and encodes 175 amino acids. Gene Ontology annotation, biological process: skeletal muscle contraction; cardiac muscle contraction. The transcript has 7 exons. Gene Ontology annotation, cellular component: troponin complex.
GCUGUUCAGCUGUCCUCGUCUAACCCGUCCAGCCCUCGUCCAGGCCUGCACACUCCUGUCUUCCUCCUGCUGGGUGUGAAACAAACAGCCUGACAAGAUGUCUGAGAAAAAGAUGACAAACAGUCGAAAGCAUCAUCUGAAGAGCCUGAUGCUCUCGAUCGCGGCGAGCAUGCUGGAGGCGGAAGCAGCCGAGACAGAGCAGGAGAGGGAUAGGUACAUGGAGGAGAACUGCCCCUCCCUGUCCUUACCUGGAUCCACGCAGGAACUGCAGGAUCUGUGCAAGAAGCUUCACCAGAAAAUUGAUGCUGUUGAUGAGGAGAGAUAUGACAUACACGCCAAAGUUUCUAAGUGCAAUAAGGAGAUUGAUGACCUGAAAAUAAAAGUCAUUGACCUGAAGGGAAAGUUCAAGAAGCCCGCUCUGAAGAAAGUGCGCAUGUCUGCCGAUGCCAUGCUGCAAGCUCUGCUGGGCUCCAAGCACAAGGUCAACAUGGACCUGAGGGCCAACCUGAAACAGGUCAAGAAGGAGGUCAAAGAGGAGGAAAAGGACGCUGGUGACUGGCGUAAGAACAUCGAGGAUAAGGCCGGCAUGGACGGCAGGAAGAAGAUAUUUGAGACAGAGGCUUAAAUGAGUCUUCUUUGCUGAGUUAUAGUUUGUUUUGCUUUAGGUCUUUUGCUCCUCCUCUGGGACUGUGUUUCACUUUCUCUCUCUCUCUCUCUCUCUCUGUUUUUAUGAUUACUCUGUUUUGUUUUUACACAUGCUCAUAUUUGUAUUGAGGUACAGUGUAGUGGGACAACCUAAAGUGUCUUUGUUUAACUUCCUUUUGCCCCUUUAGCACCCUGGAGCCACAGAUUUACAGUCACAUCACAAUUACUUAAAAGAGAACUGCUGCUAAAUCAGCUGUAGCUAAUAAAUAUUUUGAUGGAACCUCCAAA